GGUUGUGUUGUCCCCUCGUCUUUUCAGUGGAGCAUUGGUCCCUCCCUCCUCUGGGAAUGGGGGGCGAUCGGGAAGGUCAGGUUGCCGCGUUGAGCGGCAGUUAAGUUCGAGCUUGUCAGAUGUAGGCGCCCCCUUAUUUAUUUAUUUGUUUUAGUCGCAUAAAGCCUCCACCGCCAGCUGCACCGGCAAGUCAUGGAAUACGUUUCUAAGAAAUAACACCCCCCCAUUGGAAUGGGGCGGCGCUGACCCUGGGUCCCUUCGCCUCAUUCUCUCCCCGGGCUGGCCCUCCAGGGAGGGACCCUUUGAGGAGAUGGAGGGACCCGUCGGGUGCGCUGAGGAGGAAGGGGAGAGCUCUCUGCUCACCAUCAGGCACGAGCUGAAGAACGCAAACUUGACAGGCCACACAGAGAAGGUGGGCAUUGAGAACUUUGAACUCCUGAAAGUUCUUGGGACAGGAGCUUAUGGAAAGGUAUUUCUGGUGAGGAAAAUCAGUGGUCAUGAUGCUGGCAAAUUGUAUGCAAUGAAGGUAUUGAAAAAAGCAACAAUAAUUCAAAAAGCCAAAACAACCGAACAUACAAAGACUGAACGACAAGUUCUAGAGCACAUUCGACAGUCUCCAUUUUUGGUCACUUUGCAUUAUGCUUUCCAGACAGAUACAAAACUUCAUCUAAUCUUGGAUUACAUAAAUGGAGGAGAACUUUUUACCCAUCUUUCACAAAGAGAGAGAUUCAAUGAAGAUGAGGUACGGAUAUAUAUUGGGGAGAUUGUAUUGGCACUGGAACAUCUACACAAGUUGGGAAUUAUCUAUCGUGACAUAAAACUUGAAAAUAUUCUUCUUGACUCAGAUGGACAUAUAGUUCUGACUGACUUUGGACUGAGUAAGGAGUUUGUUAAUGAUGAAAAUGAAAGAGCUUAUUCUUUCUGUGGAACUAUAGAAUAUAUGGCUCCAGAUAUUAUCAAAGGAGGGGAUACAGGACAUGAUAAAGCUGUUGAUUGGUGGAGUCUAGGUGUUCUUAUGUAUGAAUUAUUAACUGGAGCAUCACCUUUUACAGUUGAUGGGGAGAGAAAUUCACAAACUGACAUAUCUAGGAGAAUAUUAAAAAGUGAACCUCCAUAUCCACAAGAAAUGACUGCAUUAGCUAAAGAUAUAAUACAGUGUCUUCUAAUGAAAGAUCCCAAGAAAAGAUUGGGUUGUGGUUCAGGGAGUGCUGAUGAAAUCAAACAACAUCCCUUCUUCCAGAAAAUAAAUUGGAAUGACUUGGCUGCCAAAAAAGUGUCUGCUCCAUUUAAACCAAUAAUUCGUGAUGAGUUGGAUGUUAGUAAUUUUGCAGAGGAGUUUACAGAAAUGGACCCAACAUAUUCUCCAGCAACCACUCCAGAGGCUGCAGACAAGCUUUUCCAGGGAUAUUCUUUUGUUGCACCUUCUAUCUUAUUCAAACGCAAUGCAGCCAUUAUGGAUCCAGUUUAUUUUCUGACAAAAGUUGACCAACCUGGAGUUACAAAUAUUGCUAGAAGUGCUAUGAUGAAGGACUCUCCAUUUUAUCUCCACUAUGAGCUGGACCUGAAAGAAAAACCACUAGGAGAAGGAAGUUUUUCCAUCUGUCGAAAAUGCUUACAUAAGAAAACUAGACAUGAAUAUGCAGUAAAAAUAAUCAGUAAAAGGCUAGAAGUCAACACUCAGAGAGAAGUUACAGCUUUAAAACUCUGCGAAGGACAUCCCAAUGUUGUGAAAUUACAUGAGAUUUAUCAUGAUCAGCUCCACACAUUUCUAGUAAUGGAACUACUGAAAGGGGGAGAAUUACUUGAACGCAUCCAGAAAAAGAAGUACUUCAGUGAAACUGAAGCUAGUUAUAUCAUGCGCAAAUUAGUUUCAGCAGUGAGCCAUAUGCAUGAUGUGGGAGUAGUACACAGAGACUUAAAACCUGAGAAUUUAUUAUUCACAGAUGAAAGUGAUAAUUCAGAAAUAAAAAUAAUUGAUUUUGGAUUUGCCCGAUUAAAACCUUCAGACAAUCAGCCUCUUAGAACUCCAUGUUUUACCCUUCAUUAUGCUGCUCCAGAACUCUUAAACCAUAAUGGUUAUGAUGAAUCCUGUGAUCUCUGGAGCUUGGGAGUUAUUUUGUAUACAAUGCUUUCAGGACAAAUACCCUUUCAGUCUCAAGAUAACAGUAUAACAUGUACAAAUGUUUUGGAAACAAUGAAGAAAAUUAAAAGAGGGGAAUUUUCUUUUGAAGGAGAUGCUUGGAAAAAUGUUUCUCAGGAUGCCAAAGAUUUGAUACAAGGACUUCUUACAGUGGAUCCAAAUAAGAGAAUUAAAAUGACCAGUUUGAGACACAAUGAUUGGCUUCAAGAUGGUAGCCAACUGUCAUCCAACCCAUUAAUGACUCCAGACAAUUUAGGAUCUUCAGGAACUGCAAUACAUGUCAAAGCAACUUUUAAUGCCUUUAAUAAGUACAAAAGGGAAGGAUUUUGCCUCCAGAAUGUUGACAAGGCACCUCUUGCGAAAAGAAGAAAGAUGAAAAAGACAAGCACAAGCACAGAGACCCGCAGCAGUUCCAGUGAAAGUUCUCAUUCUUCUUCCUCUCAAUCGUAUGGUAAAACUACCCCUACAAAGACCCUUCAGCCAACACAUCCUAUAGACAGCAAUAUUUCAGAGAAUAUCUUUCAAUUCUCUGACUGAAAAUCACAGAGUUCUGCUGUCUUGGAGAAUAAUUAAAACUUGUUGAUGCAUGUGCUGGUUUGAAUACAGUAAAUGAGUAUAUUUUUACAAAUUGCCCUUUCUGAUUUUUCUGUUUCAGUCUGAGGCCAAAAUAGGACAUGUUAAAAUACCACUGU
This is a messenger RNA of Candoia aspera, 2832 nucleotides long. RefSeq names its product ribosomal protein S6 kinase A5 (gene RPS6KA5). Lineage: Eukaryota; Metazoa; Chordata; Lepidosauria; Squamata; Candoiidae. The transcript has 17 exons. Bases 311 to 2677 code for a protein of 788 amino acids. The record is from RefSeq and is a predicted model, not a curated record. Gene Ontology annotation, molecular function: protein serine/threonine kinase activity; ATP binding; magnesium ion binding. Gene Ontology annotation, biological process: regulation of DNA-templated transcription; intracellular signal transduction; peptidyl-serine phosphorylation.